Messenger RNA from Diabrotica balteata, 901 nucleotides. The record is from the annotation of a GenBank genome assembly. NCBI's taxonomy places the organism in Eukaryota, Metazoa, Arthropoda, Insecta, Coleoptera, Chrysomelidae.
AACCUAAAGUAUUGUUUAUAAUACAAAUAGUAAAUACUCUUUUACAACAUUUGUUUGUAGAAAAACACCAACAAUGCCGUUACCAGCGGCAUUAGCUGCAAAAUUAAGCAAACGAGGAAUUAUUCAAGGAAAACAAAAGUCUAAUGAACCUAAUAAAAAGCAAGACUUUAAAGGCUCAUCAACUUGUCCCAAUAAAUCAAAUAUCUACCAUGAAUGUACAUUAUGGUGUGAAACUCAUUGGAAGGGAGUACAAACACCUGAUUCAAAAUAUUUUAGAAAUUUGCAAAAGUUAUUAGUGAAAUACCCUUUGCCAUCAAAUUGGACUGAAAUAUUUGACAAAGGAACAGGACGAUAUUAUUACUGGAAUAUGGAGAAUGAUCUUGUUUCUUGGCUUCCCCCAAAGCACCCACAAUCCGUGAAAGGACAAAGUGCGGCAAAACUUCGUGAAAAUCGUCUGAAAAUGAAAGAACGGGAAGAGCGCAUGGAAAAAGAGAAAGAAAACGAAAAACGCGAGAAGGAAAGGGAUCGUGAAAGAGAACGAGAAAGGGAGAGAGAUCGGGACAGAAGUUCGGAUGAGGAAGAGAGAAAUCAUCGAAGAAGAGAACGCGAACGAGAGCGGGAAAGGGAAAAGGAGAGGGAGAGAGAAGAAAGAAAGCGAAGGAGGGAAGAAAGACACAAAAAGAGAAAAGAUGAGAUUGAUCCUAUGGAUCCUGCUGCUUAUUCUGAUAUUCCACAAGGUGGAUGGAGUGACGGUUUGGAAAAUAACAAAAGAGCAGAUAAUACAGCAUCUGGUGUUCUAUAUCAACAAAGACCAUACCCUGCACCGGGAGAAGUUUUAGCGGCUAAUAAGGACAAGACAAAAAAAGAUAAAUGAAUUUUGUAUAACAAUAAAUUAUAAAGU